AUGGAAUCAGAAACUAAACGAGUUAAGAAAUCUAAAAAGGAUAAAACUUCAAAGAAGCAUAAAAAAGACCGAAAGCAUAAGAAACAUAGUAAGAAACGUGAGGAGCAGAGUGGUGGUAGUAGUACUGAUUCCGGAACUGAAAAGUUCGAUCUCGACAAUGCUAUUUGGGUUGAAAAGAAGAUCGAUCUACCUCCAAUUCCGGUUUCUUCACAAGACUCACUACAAUCGCAUGCAAUAGAUUCUAAUCAAGAUUUCGAGCGUAUACCUCAGAAGAUGCUUACCGAUUUCCGAAAUGCUUCAAACAGAUCGUUAUUUGUGAAGCCACAAAAUGAUGGAAUAUACGAAUCAUCAUCUGAUGCCAAUAAAUCAUCACCACUUAAACGUCCUCGUUCACCAUCUCCGACAAAUAUUACAGAUCAAACUUCUUCUGUAUCUACUACGAACUUUACAACUUCAUAUAUACCUUCAAUACCUCCACCUUCUUUAAACACACCCAAAUUGUCUUCUGACGAAUUAAAUAAACUACAAGCAAAAGCUUUACGUGCUAAAAUAAUGAAUUUGCCCAAUGCCAGUGAAUUGGAAAAACAAUAUGAGAAUGCUAGACUAGCGGUUGAGAAUAGUUCUAGUGGUGUGGAAUCAGAAACUCGUGUUGAGGUUUUACCAUUAUUGGAUAGUCGAGGAAGGCCUUACGAUCUUAGUGGCUCUGCAUCAAAAUUUUCUCAUCAUGCGGGAUCUUCUCGUCAUAAAAAAGAAAAGGUAGAAACACAUGACGCAACCGGUCAACGAAUACGAUAUUUCGGUAAUGACGACGAGUUGACGUUGAGUGAUUUAGUACGUCAAGAACGACUAGGAUCGGAUAAAUCAAUGGAUUCACAGAUAGCUGGAAGGAUAGUAGGAGAUUCAAAAUUUGAAAAUGCUGAUAACAUAGCCAAAAUUUCACAAAAAUCCGCGGAACAAAAACGACAUUUUGCUAUUGAAGAUUUUAAAAAAUCAAAGCAAGCUCUGGACAACUGUAUUUAUUGUCACAAUGACGCACCACCAAAAGUAGCGGUGGUUUCGAUGGGAUACAGGGUAUAUCUUGCUUUACCAACCGUAGUAGAAGUGGCUAAAGGGCAUUGUUUGAUUGUACCUGUUCAGCAUUGUUCAUCUACACUAGAAUGCGAUGAUGACGCAUGGGAUGAAAUACGGGAAGAUCAAGGAGUAAUUUUCAUGGAGACGGUUGUAAAUUUGAAAUAUCAAAAUCAUACAGUUAUUGAAUGUAUACCGAUGCCUUGGGACUUGGCCCAAGAUGCACCCGCAUAUUUUAAGGAAGGUAUAAUGGAAAGCGGUGGCGAAUGGUCACAAAAUAAAAAACUAGUAGACACGUCUAAAACUGGAUUCAGACGUUCAAUGGUUAAGGAAUUACCAUAUUUUCACGUUUGGUUUGGUUUGGAUAAAGGGUUUGGUCAUGUUAUUGAAAAGGAAAAAUCAUUUCCCCGAUGGUUUGGCAAGGAAAUAGUUGCUGGUGUGUGUGAUUUACCACCAGAUGUUUGGAGACGUCCUAAAAAGCAAAAUCCACGUGAUAAUAGUACCCGUGUAUCAGAAUUUAUGAAAAAAUGGAAAAAAUGGGAUUGGACAACAGUGCUCGAAGGAAAAUAA
This is a messenger RNA of Racocetra persica, 1638 nucleotides long. The record is from the annotation of a GenBank genome assembly. Lineage: Eukaryota; Fungi; Glomeromycota; Glomeromycetes; Diversisporales; Gigasporaceae.